Molecule: messenger RNA, 5380 nt
Organism: Paramuricea clavata
Lineage: Eukaryota; Metazoa; Cnidaria; Anthozoa; Malacalcyonacea; Plexauridae
Source: the annotation of a GenBank genome assembly
AUGAUUAAUGAUGAGGAAAUCGAUGAAUAUCAAAAUAACCAGACCAAGCUACUUUCAGAAGACACUGAAACAACCACGACUCACUUGGGCAGUGAAAUCUUUCAUGGGAAUAACGAACUAUAGUAUGUUUAUAUUAUUAACUAAAAGCAAGCUAGUCAGUAGGUAUAUAUAAGAGAGAAAUAAACAAGAAUGAGUACGAAUGUAAGCGGAGAAAAGAAGGAAUGGAAGUGGAUGAGAAGAAAGAAAGAAACGAAGGAGGCAAAACUAAAGAAAGAAUAAUGAAAGAAUCACAAGAAAUGAAGAAAUGAAACAACUAAAAAAAUUAUCAUAAAAAAAACAAAGAAUAAAAUAAUGAAAGAACGCAGGAAGUAAAUAAUGUGAGGGGGGAAAGAAAGUGAAAACUAAAGAAGGAAGGGAAAAAAGUAAGAAAUUAAGAAAAGAGAGAAAAAAUUAAGAAAGAGAAAAAACAAAGAAUGUAAAAUAAUCACACGAAGAAACGAACAGAAGAAACCAGAACAGAAGAGAUAUUCAAAUUAUUCAGAUAUUCCGUAUAACGUGAACUUAUCCUUCAUUUAGUAAAAAAGUCCAACUUCUGAAUGAAAACAGCGAGAUAAACAAGAAUGACCCACUCAGUCCCAGUACUAAAGUAUCAAAAACUAGCUUAUUUCCCGAAAUUCCGAAACGUUUUAUCAUUCUUGUCCUUGUCACGUUGGCCUACUUUAACAUGUUCUGCAUACGUAUGUGUCUUAACGUGACCAUUGUCGCAAUGACUCAUGGCGAAGGAAAGCAGUAUAAUAGCUCUGGGCCUCAUUUAUCUAGGGACAAGGUGAGUUUUUCUGAUGUUCUAGGCAACCUAUUACUUAUGAGAACAGUUCUGGAUAAGUUGUAAUUGCUAAAUAAUUUUCUAUUUUUUCAGGAACCAGACUUUCAUUGGGAUAAACAAUUUCAAGGUUCGAUAUCUUGUAUUAUUCAAUCAGCAAAUUUAGCCUUAAUUUUGUUUGAAUUUUUAAAAAUACCAGUUAUUACAAUGUGAAAAUGAUGUUAAUUCAUCAGUGUUGUAUAUAGUUGGUCGCAAAUAAAGGUUGACAACCAUCAACUCAUACAGAAGCCCAAUGUGAUGCAAGCUUUUAAAUUUUAUGUCACAGCAUCUAGCUAAUUCUACUCUUUCGUUUGUUAAUACCAAUUUAUAUUAUUAUCGUCCACAGGCACCAUAUUGGCAUCAUUAUACUGGGGUUAUACUGCAUUACAAAUACCAGCUGGACUACUGAGUGUAAAAUACGGCGGCUCUUUCUUACUUGGUAUUGCAAUAUUUGGUUCAUCCGUUCUUUCCCUUCUCACCCCGUUAAUCCUUCGGCAAAAUGUCUACGCACUUCUGUUUUUGCGUAUCAUGGAAGGGGCAUUCUUGGUUAGUAACAAGAGUAUUUUUCUGUGUAUGCCAUGGAUAUAUAUAGCAAUAUGCGUAAUGAAGUUCAUGAAAUUUCGUUUUUAAUAAUUAACAGUUAUUUGCCGAAGGCGAGGUGAUUAUCGGGGAAUAUUCGCCGAGACGAAGUCGAGGUGAAUAUUCCCCGAUAAUUAAUCACCGAGCCUGAGGCGAAUAAUUGUUUUAGUAUUUUUAUACACAAGUCUUUUGUGUUUUUGGGACUGAAUUUAUUUUAAUUUCGCUUAUUUCUUUAUCAGUAACUUCCACAAAACUGCUAGCCGCCAUUUUGAAAAUUUCCGUUUUGUUAUAUUCACCUGUAGGUGAAUAUAACAUCUUAAUAUACGUCAAAUUUGACCAAUCAACGUGUAGGAUUUGUUAUGUGCACUUGUGCAAAAAUACUAAUUGUUUUUAUCAAGGGUUUGGUGAGUGUGGCAGGAAUAUCGUUAAUAACCAAAUGGUCUCCAAUUUACGAGAGAAGCAUUUUUCUGAUGGUAGGACACUCAGGUACUGACACAAUCAUAUUUAACCAGUUUAGUCAUGAAUGUUUUUCUGUAAGUUACUUCCGCUAGGAGGUCACAUUGCCCAAGGACAAAUUGGUUAUCUGUUCUAUGUCAAUAACAAGAUAAAAUGCUCUAAAUUACUGUCUUUACAACAAAAGCGAGGUUCUACAGCAAAUGACUGCACAGAGUGUAUUGUAAUUGCAUAUAAUUAAAUUUAUUUUUCAAACACAAUUUUUUUUUGCUACAGAGUAUAGAAUAUUUUUCCAGAACUGAACUUCGUUACAUAAUUUUUCUAUAGGUAUGCUAUGGGGUACUGUAUUUGCAAAUGCGCUGAGCGGUGUUCUCGCUGGCAGUUCGUGGGGAUGGCCGUCUGUAUUUUUUUACUUUGGUAUGUUUUCAUGUGCCCUGCAAGUGGUUAUUAUGCAACAAAAAUCCUCAUGACCUUUUAUGAUAUUCAUUGUAAAGAGCUACAAUGUUUAAUAUAACACAACAAACCAUUAAACAGUAAGGGGAUUGCCGAUAUCUUGCAGAUGAGUGCUGACAUCUUUCAGGUGAAUGACCCAGCACCAACGUGACCAAGUUUAAUUUGUUAUCACCAAAAAGCUCGUUGAAUUUAAACGCAGCUACAUCAAAUGCUUUUCUGUGAAAAGUAAUUUCUUUAUGGUGUAUCUUUUUUGAGGUGCUCAGGGAAUCCUGUGGUAUUUAUUUUGGUUAUAUUUUGCUUACGAAGAGCCUAGCGACCAUCCAAAUAUUACGAAAGCUGAGCUAGAAGUUAUAGGAAAGCACUGGGAUACAACAGUAUGUAUGGUAUAGUGUAUGUAUAUAUAUGCAUGUGUGUCAGGUAAAUCAUUAACACGAUUUAUAAAAGCUAGUGUGUAAGAAAUGUGUCCUCCAUAUUGGAGGUGAAAAACUAUGUUCGAUUCACUCAUCCUGAAUGUUAUUCAUUCCCGAUAAAACUUGGCACAAACAAUAUAAAAACGUUUCUUUGCAUGAUUUUUGUAGUUUCAGUGCAAAAUUUGUUUCUAAAAAUAUUUUGGCCAUAAAUAAAAGUUUCUUGUCGUCACGUGACCAGUCAUGUAGGAAUGAUCUACGAGUCUGAAAACACGAGACUGACAAACGUCUACUUCACUUUCAGCUGUCGCUCCGUAAUGUUCCAUGGAAACACAUGUUAACCUCGAUAUAUGUCUGGGCGAUCAUUGUGCCUUACUUUACAGACUGUUGGACUACAUAUACAUUUAUGAUGUCGUUCCCUACCUAUCUGAAAGACGUUCAUAACUUAGAUAUUACUACAGUAAGUACUAUAUAAAGACCUAUAAAAAUGUGUUCAAUUUGGUUAUAUAAAUGUGAUCAAUGUCCCAAAGCUUAUACGCCCAAUCAUUUGACUUGAAACGUCAUCAAGAAAGUCACAAAAUAUAAAAGGAAAAGUUGGACUCUGUGAAGGGAAAUCCCAUGUCCCUGCCAUUUUUUAACUCAACUGUCAGUUCCAAAUUUUAUUUUACCCAAGUUUUAGGUCAAUAUUUUCCGCAGUGCAUGUAUAUCAGACAAUUUUUCUUUUAAGAUAAAAAAAUCCACAUAAAUUUGUUUUUUGUUUUUAGAUUGGUUUAGCUAGCUCACUACCUUAUGUCUUGUCUGCUGUUUUGUGUCCUGCCUGGGGAUAUUUUAUAGAUGUUUUACGAAGCAAAAGAUAUAUUAGUACAACAAAUGCGAGAAAAUUUUCCAGUUUUAUAGGUAAGACUUUGGUAUAUGAACGGUUCCAUCGUGUUUUAGUAACGGUUAAGGUAGCUCCCUGCAGUUUGAAAGAUUUUAACUCUCGCUACAAAACAAUAUUUCCCAUUGACGUAAUUACGUUUUUCAGAAAAACUGCUUGUCGACCGUAUUUUAAAUAUGCUUAUUUACGUAAAUUAAAACAUGCAGUUUUACUCCAUUUUAGAAUCGAUAGACCUAUCUCGGAUAAAUAAUGUUAGUAGCUUGGUUUAGUUUAGUUCACUAAUUAUUUAUAAUUACUUUCUUCAACCAGGCGCUGGAGUUAGUGGAAUUUUUGUAGUCGCAGUGGUAUACGUGUCAACAGCCACCUCCGCUAUCGUCAUUGUUACCAUAGCAAUAACCUUGUCGAAUUUUAACACAUCUGGACCUGAAACAAAUAUAGUAGAAUUGGCGCCAAAAUAUUCAUGUGUUUUAAUGGGUAUCGCAAACUUUGCCUGUAAUCUUACCGGAUUUAUUUCGCCCGAGGUUGUCGGAGCAAUUACUGUUCACGGGGUAGGUAGCAAUUUCUCCGCAUGUUCACGGGGUAGGUAGCUUGUGUGGGAUCCAAUUGGUACCACGCUUACAAAUCGAUUACAAGUACUCCAAAAUAGGGCAGCAAGGGUCAUCUUAGGAUAUAGAAAUGAGCAUGGUCAGUCUGAAGCCGCUUUGUCUGAAUUGAAAUUGAAAACGUUAAAAGAACGCAGAUUAAUCUUUAGGGGCAAGUUUAUGUACAAAAUUGCUCAUGCGCAAGCACCACCUGUUUUAACCGAUAUCUUUGAAGACUCAUCUGCUCCUCAACAUAAUUACAAUUUAAGAGACCAUGAUUUCAAGUUUUACUUACCAAAACCAAAAACAGAAUACUUGAAAAAUAGCAUCCGGUAUAGUGGAGCAAAACUCUGGAAUAGCUUACCUUGCGAGUUAAGAAGCGCAAAUUCAUUAAAUCUAUUCAAUUCGUUGAUUUCUGAUACUAGCCUGCAGUCUUAAAUCUAUUAUUAUAUCUUUAUUUAACCAUGAUUUAACUAAUUGUAAAAUUUAAUAUGUAAGUGUAUAACUAUUGUAUAUAUUUUAUCAUCACGCCCCUCUUGGAAAUCAGCAAAUCCUGAAGGGGUUAUAGCGUGUUUAAAUAAAGUUUUAUCUACAUCUUUUUAUCUACAUCCAAUUUUAUACCUGGACGGGAUGAGAGGCGAGAGAAUUUUGAUACAUAUGGAAAUAAGUCACAGUUUUACAUUUUGAAAACAAUGCAUUGUCCGAAGUAUAAUGUCGAUAUGCAUUAUUUCAACAGGAUCGGAUCAACAAUACUUCAGUUCCUUCAUAACUAUAUAAGUAUAUGAAGUGCGAUACAUUUCAAUACAUGAAAAUCAUUCCGCCUUCACGGUUUCACCAUUUCACCCAGUUCCCUUAUAUAUUUUCUUCAUAUAUCUUGACGAUUUCCCAUCCAUUAUGUUCCUUCAUCAGCAACCAUAUAUAUAUCUCUAUCUUAUCAUCAAUACUUUUACGUCUCAGGGAUCUUAUAUAUUCAAUGGUCUCCACCAUGAUCAUUAAUACCUUCUCAAUGAAUUUUUAUGCCAUUUUAAUAAAUAUUUUUCUUUCGCAUUUUCAGGAUAUCCGUCAUCAAUGGUCAAUCGUAUUUUAUAUCACUGCUGGUGUUAACGCACUUGGUAUGACCUUUUAUCUUUGUUUUGGAACUUCAGAAAAACAAGCCUGGGCUGAUCAUUAA